Sorghum bicolor (sorghum) is the source of this 1598-nucleotide messenger RNA. RefSeq names its product dolichol kinase EVAN. Gene Ontology annotation, molecular function: dolichol kinase activity. The record is from RefSeq and is a predicted model, not a curated record. Gene Ontology annotation, biological process: dolichyl monophosphate biosynthetic process. Gene Ontology annotation, cellular component: endoplasmic reticulum membrane. Lineage: Eukaryota; Viridiplantae; Streptophyta; Magnoliopsida; Poales; Poaceae. Bases 175 to 1227 code for a protein of 350 amino acids. The transcript has 11 exons.
GCCUGAUGGUAAUGACCAAUAUGGUGUAUAUGCUCUGUCAUGGAGCGGCUGCUGUGAUCUUACUCAAACAUAUUCUAGAGAAGUUCCCCUCAUGCGCAUCUUUUGGUUUGUAACUAAAAUCUAAGAUGGGAGGCGCUUCUGGUGUCAAGUGGUCUUAUUCUCUACUUUGGUGAUAUGUUGGGACAUACACUUUCAAAGAUGGAGUUCUCCAUGUCAUCAAAAGUAUUCAUUCACACGCCUGGAACUAGAAGCGAUAUGACCGCAAUUAUUCAGGGGAUUUUACUUGGCCUUUUUCUACUUCCAUUACUAUACAAGAGUUCUCUUCAAGUUUGGGAUUACUGUACAAUGGAGGGAAAACAACAAACGCAAGAAGCUGAGGAUCAUACAGGAAAAAGAAUUGGUUCUGCUGUAUUCUAUAUCUCGUUGGUGGUGGUAUUGAUGUUUUUACUACCAUCAUGGACACACCUUGUCCAAGGCCUCAAAGUACACCCUUUUGUUUGGAUUAUUAACUAUAUGUUCACUGAUGCACAUGAACGACUUGCUUUAUGUGCAUACUGGAUAUGUGUAAUAUAUGUAUCAGUUAGAAGGUUCUACAGUAUAUCAAAGCAAAGCAAGACAGAGAGGAUUCUUUUGCGCAAGUAUUAUCAUCUUGUCGCUGUUCUCAUUUUCUCUCCUGCAGUUAUAUUUCAGCCUGCUUUCUUGGACUUGGCAUUUGGUGCAGCAUUUGCAGUUUUCUUGACAUUGGAGAUGAUACGAAUUUGGGAAAUAUACCCUCUUGGACAUGUUGUGCAUCAGUUUAUGAACGCCUUUACUGAUCAUCGUGAUUCUGAGAUUCUUAUUGUCAGCCAUUUUUCACUCUUACUGGGCUGUGCACUUCCCAAAUGGAUGUCAUCUGGAUUAAAUGAUCGACCACUUGCCCCUUUUGCUGGAAUUCUCAGCUUGGGGAUAGGUGAUACCAUGGCAUCGAUGAUAGGGUACAAGUAUGGUGUGUUAAGAUGGAGCAAGACAGGAAAGAAAACAAUCGAAGGCACGGCAGCAGGCAUAACUUCAGUGCUAGCAGCCUGCUCGAUCCUUGUGUCACUCUUAGCUUCCAGUGGGUACAUUCUUUCGCAGAAUUGGUUAUCACUUCUGAUAGCUGUCACAUUGAGCGGAUUAUUGGAGGCAUACACUGCACAGCUGGACAAUGCCUUCAUCCCCCUCGUGUUCUAUAGUCUUCUGUGUCUAUAGGAGUAGCAGCCUUCUGUACAUCAAACUGACCUUGAGGUCCUCUUUUGUUUACACUUUAGUAGUAUAUAUAUAGUGCAUCAACUGCCUGGUGAUUCAGUUCAACAGAUCACAUUCUAACCCUGCCUUCGGAAGUUGAGGGGACGUGCUCAUGGUUGAGACAGUCGGUAUAGGCAUAGGAACAGAAGUAGAAGAACAUAAAAUGUUCUCCGGUCGUACAGUAGAGGGCAGUUUUUGGCAGAGCUGGGCUGUUGGCUGUACAGUCUUAUCUGAACCUGUCCUUGGAAUUAACGAAUAUACAUACAUGCUGUGAUGCUGAUCAACUUUAUCACUUGGAGCUUGUUGUGUCUCAAAUAAAUCCUGUGGAUAUUUCA